GGUGGAUUUUUGCCUUGAUCUGAUUGGGACACCGCGAUCCGGCUGGAUACUGCUCUCGGGCUGUGGCGUGGUAAAUGUAAGGCUGCUUCACACUGCAGCCCUUCAGGCAAGGAACAAUUCUGGAGAGAAAGCAUGCCAAGAUACACAGUGCAUGUCCGAGGGGAAUGGCUGGCAGUGCCGUGCCUGAACGGUGCUAACACAAUCGGAUGGCUGGGAAGGGAAGCUGUGAGACGGUACAUGAAAAACAAACCCGAUAACGGAGGAUUUACGUCGGUGGAAGAAGUAAAAUUUUAUGUUCGAAGGUGCAAGGGUCUUGGCUUGCUGGAUCUUGAUGACACAGUGGAGGAUGCCCUGGAGGACAAUGAAUUUGUUGAAGUUGUUAUAGAAGGAGACAUAAUGUCUCCAGAUUUCAUACCAUCUCAGCCAGAAGGAGUUCAUUUAUAUAGCAAAUACCGAGAACCAGAACAGUAUAUUUCUUUAGAUGGCAACAGCUUAACAACGGAGGACCUGGUCAGUUUGGGAAAGGGGCUCUACAAGAUAAAGCUCACACCUGAAGCUGAAGCUAAAGUCAAACGAUCACGAGAAGUAAUUGAAAGGAUUGUAAAGGAACAGACAGUUGUUUAUGGAAUCACCACAGGGUUUGGGAAGUUUGCCAGAACUGUCAUUCCAAACAGUAAACUUAUGGAGCUUCAAGUGAACUUGGUUCGUUCACAUUCUGCAGGUGUGGGGAAACCGUUGACCCCCGAGAGGUCUCGCAUGCUGUUGGCGCUGAGGAUCAAUGUCCUAGCAAAAGGGUACAGUGGAAUUUCCCUAGAAACCCUCCAGCAAGUUAUUGAAGCAUUUAAUGCAUCCUGCCUGCCUUACAUCCCUGAGAAAGGGACAGUUGGGGCCAGCGGAGACUUGGCUCCCCUCUCUCAUCUCGCUCUGGGAUUAAUUGGAGAAGGAAAGAUGUGGUCCCCAAAGAGUGGCUGGGCUGAUGCUAAAUACGUCCUGGAAGCCCAUGGUCUGAGACCGAUUACCUUGAAACCAAAAGAGGGUCUGGCUCUCAUCAACGGGACACAAAUGAUCACCUCGCUGGGAUGUGAAGCAGUUGAAAGAGCCAGUGCUAUUGCUAGGCAAGCAGACAUAGUCGCUGCCCUUACACUUGAAGUCCUGAAGGGUACAACUAAGGCCUUUGAUACCGACAUCCAUGCUGUGCGCCCACACAAAGGGCAGGCUGAAGUGGCAUUUCGAUUCAGGUCCCUCCUGGAUUCUGACCAUCAUCCAUCAGAAAUAGCAGAGAGCCAUCGAUUUUGUGACCGAGUUCAGGAUGCGUACACAAUGCGUUGCUGUCCUCAGGUCCAUGGAGUUGUAAAUGAUACAAUCGCUUUCGUGAAGGACAUCAUGAUGACUGAAAUCAAUAGUGCCACAGACAACCCUAUGGUGUUUGCUGAAAGAGCAGAGACCAUUUCUGGAGGAAAUUUUCAUGGUGAAUAUCCUGCAAAGGCUUUGGACUACUUGGCAAUUGGUGUGCAUGAACUCGCUGCAAUUAGUGAAAGAAGAAUUGAGAGGCUCUGCAACCCCUCGCUCAGUGAACUGCCUGCAUUUUUAGUCACUGAAGGAGGCCUGAACUCUGGCUUCAUGAUUGCACACUGCACAGCAGCUGCCCUGGUUUCGGAGAACAAAGCCUUGUGCCAUCCCUCCUCUGUGGAUUCUCUGUCCACCAGUGCUGCUACGGAGGACCACGUGUCCAUGGGAGGAUGGUCUGCAAGAAAAGCAUUGAGAGUCAUUGAGCACGUGGAACAAGUUCUGGCUAUCGAGCUGCUCGCUGCCUGCCAGGGCAUCGAAUUCCUACGCCCUCUGAGGACGACAACGCCAUUGGAGAAGGUCUACGACCUCGUGCGCUCAGUUGUGAGGCCUUGGAUGAAGGACCGCUUCAUGGCCCCGGACAUCGAAGCGGCUCACAGGCUGCUCGUGGAGCAGAAGGUGUGGGAAGUAGCUAAACCUUACAUUGAAAAGUACAGGAGAGAACACAUCCCUGAAUCAAGACCUGGUUCACCAACAGCCUUCUCCCUGGGAUCACUGGGAAAGAAAACACACAUUGGCCACGACCACUCACAUCAGAAUGAACUUUAA
Molecule: messenger RNA, 2115 nt
Organism: Cygnus olor (mute swan)
Lineage: Eukaryota; Metazoa; Chordata; Aves; Anseriformes; Anatidae
Gene: HAL
Product: histidine ammonia-lyase
Exons: 20
Coding region: 133-2115 (660 amino acids)
Biological process (GO): L-histidine catabolic process
Cellular component (GO): cytoplasm
Molecular function (GO): histidine ammonia-lyase activity
Source: RefSeq, a predicted model, not a curated record